Sesamum indicum (sesame) is the source of this 825-nucleotide messenger RNA. RefSeq names its product Zim17-type zinc finger protein. The record is from RefSeq and is a predicted model, not a curated record. Gene Ontology annotation, cellular component: mitochondrion. Gene Ontology annotation, molecular function: zinc ion binding; protein-folding chaperone binding. Gene Ontology annotation, biological process: protein folding; protein import into mitochondrial matrix; protein stabilization. NCBI's taxonomy places the organism in Eukaryota, Viridiplantae, Streptophyta, Magnoliopsida, Lamiales, Pedaliaceae.
UAGGAACACAUCAAACUCAAGUUUUCUGUCGCUUUAGUAAUUCAGCGGACAGAGUGAAAGAGAAGAAGAAAAUAGGAAAAAUAAAGAACAGGUUUACGGGCAGCCCCUUUUUGAUUUAUGGGUUUGGUUCCGUUCCUUUCUUUAUCGUUGAAAAUGGCCGCCGCCAACAGCUGCAAGAUUCUUGGCUUUGAUUCUUCUCUAUGCUCUACACGCAGUGCCCACAUUAAAACCAAGCCCCCACCUUCUUCUAAUCCCUGUUCUCAGUUGUUCAGAGCUAAUCUUGAUUCCAGCUCUAAAUCCUUUACACUCCCCAGGUUGCGGAUUUCUCACCGAAGAAAUAAGGCGCUGGAGCAAUGUUAUAGGGUGCCAAGGAUUUCGUCUUUGUUGGAAGACAGUUAUGAAGAAUACCAAGAAACAGAGCAGUCUGUUUCAAAGAAUUCCCAACAGGAAGCUGCAAUUGAUCUGAAGCUCCCAAGAAGAAGUCUGUUAGUGACGUUUACAUGUGGUGCUUGUGGUGUAAGAUCACAAAGGUUGAUAAAUAGGUUAGCUUAUGAACGUGGCCUAGUUUAUGUACAGUGUUCAGGAUGCUCUAAGUAUCACAAGCUAGUUGACAAUCUUGGACUUGUGAUUGAGUACAACUUCCAGGAGGAAAUUGAUUUGGAUGCAAGUACAGAUCAAGUCUAGAGAGAGCUUCUAUUUGAUUUGCAUUCAAUUCAUUCAAACAAAAAUAUUUUUGUAGGACGACGGCAAAUAAAACAAUUUUAUAUAUUUAUGUAGUGAUAAUACAAUAUUUCAGCAAAAAGAAUGAAUAUCAUAUGGUUAAAA